UGACGACGGGUUUUCUCGUACUACUAGGCCAUUCGCUAGCUCCGCCUCAAACACGACCGAUAUCGAGCGAUUCGUGUACGACAAACACAAACGCAAUGAUCGCUGUAGUAAAUACUGACCGAAUACAUACCUACCUACCUACUUAUCCCCAAGCUCUUCUUGGUCACGUUUAUUUUUUCCAGUAUUCGUAGUAAUUAAUUAUUUUUGGUUUCGAUCUCGGAUCUCGAUCUUUUUAAUCUCGAAAUUCAACAGGUCUCCACCUAUUCAAGAUAUAUUAUAAUAUACCAGGACGCUCGAGACGAGGUCCUAUAGGAUCGUUCGGACGAAUAAUGUUUACGAUUAUUAUUCACCGCACGUUCCGCACCUAAUAUAAAUUUUAAUACCUGCUGCCGCUUCGGUAUGACUAUAGCUCGGGUAAACAUAUUCGCGUCUAAACAAUCAACAAUAAAAAAUUACACAAUAGAUACCAACGUGGAGGAAAGCAAUGCACUAUUGGUCAAGGUGGAGCGAAACAGCUCUAGCCAUUACGACCAACCUGACUCUGGGUUAUAUGGCCACAACAGUAACAGUUUUGAGGAUAUUGAGAACGGUAACAUUACAGCAGUCCCUUUCAUGGAUGAGACAACUUCAUUAUCCCAAAAUGCUAUACUAAUACCAUUAACCGGAACUACUCCACCUCAACAUCAUGAUGAACCAUUCAGUACAAAUGCUUAUAAAACACUCAAAAGAGGCAUUUCACAUGCUACAGACAAUGUGAACAUUGUUUCCCAGGCAAGAUCAGAAUUGAUUUUUAUCGACAACACUGAAGAUGAACUACAGAUUGUUGAAACUCCGGUUUACACAUUUAUUCUACCAGAUUUAUCACAACUCGAAGAAAAAUUUCGAAUGUUCAUUGAAAAAGACCUGAUAGCAGUAGCAAUGCAAAGUUCUCUCGAACAGGCUUCAAGACUGAAUUGGUGGACUGGAUUUUGUCAAAGGCUUUGGCCACUUUCAACAUCUGGUGAUGGCAACUGUCUUCUGCACGCUGCUUCGUUAGGUAUUUGGGGAUUCCAUGAUCGGUUAUUAAAUUUGAGGCGUGCUUUGCACUCAUUCCUCAGCAAUGGCCCAGCUCGACAUUCACUCUGGCGGCGUUGGCAACGACAACAAACUAUUAUGAAUUCAUUAUUUGGUCUCGUAUAUACAGAACAAGAAUGGCGCCGAGAAUGGAACGCAAUUGUUAAUAUGGCUUCUACUGUUCCUCGUAUGCGGAAACAAAGUGCAUCAAGUGGAAAUGCAGAUACCGAAGGAUACAUUUAUGAGAGCCUUGAAGAAAUUCAUGUUUAUGCUUUGGCACAUGUAUUAAAAAGACCUAUUAUUGUCAUAGCAGAUACUAUUCUUAAGGAUAUGAACGGUGAAGCCUUGGCUCCUAUACAAUUUGGAGGUAUUUACUUGCCCCUAGAGUGUUACCCGUGUGAUUGUCAUCGUUCUCCUUUGUUAUUGGCAUAUGAUGGAGGGCAUUUUUCAGCUUUGGUUGCUAUGGAAACCCCAAAUUCAACUCUUUCUUGUGCUAUACCUUUGGUGGAUUCAAAUGGUGAACUCUUGCCAAUACAGUUUCCGGUUGAUCCUGGUGAAAAUGAUCAUACUCCUGAUAAAAAUCAAGAAUUAUCGUUUACAGAUUCAUUGUCGUUAUUGAACAGUUACUUAGACAUUGUGAAACUCGAUCCUCAAGGUAACAAUGACACUAUAGGGAAAAAUGGUCUUUUUGGAAGUCUAGGACGUUCAGUAGGCAAUAAAUUGAAGUCAAAACUGUCUAGGACGAACUCAGUAAAAAAUCUAUCGGCAAUAUCACCUCAAGCAAAGUAUACGUAUUGUGCUCUGAUCAACUCAGAUAAAAAACAUGAAUAUCACGAUGUGAUGAUAAAAAACUACUUAAGGACAGCAGCUGAACGUUUUCAGCAUUCACCUUACGUGGAUACAACACCUCGUUAUGGAGCUGGGAAAUCUCGUUUUUACACUGAAGCUGAUUCUGAGUCUCAUGUUAAAGUCGGCCUGAUGACUCCUGUCAAGGCUGUCACAAAUGAAGACCCCACAAUGUACCUAUCAAAAUCUACAUUCUAUGACACUGGUUCACAAGUGGACAAAUGUCGUACAGAAGACUGUGAGUUUUUCGGAUCAUCUGUGACUAAACAUCUCUGUUCAAAAUGUUACCAACUGUAUCAGCAGCAAAAAAAGGAAUCUGUUUGAAACAGUAGAAACAUUACAUGAAGAUUUCAUCUCAUCGUAACACACUUACCACACACACCAACAACACAUACACAAUUAGUUUUUUUUAUUAAUUUUAAAAGUUUGUGACUAACGCGUACAUAUUUAAGUCUAUGUACAACACACGUCCAUACGUCACAACAUCACUAAAUAAAUAAAUAAAAACGUUGUUUACCAAUAUUAAU
Molecule: messenger RNA, 2426 nt
Organism: Myzus persicae (green peach aphid)
Lineage: Eukaryota; Metazoa; Arthropoda; Insecta; Hemiptera; Aphididae
Product: OTU domain-containing protein 7B-like
Exons: 10
Coding region: 400-2223 (607 amino acids)
Biological process (GO): protein K63-linked deubiquitination; protein K11-linked deubiquitination; protein K48-linked deubiquitination
Cellular component (GO): nucleus; cytoplasm
Molecular function (GO): K63-linked polyubiquitin modification-dependent protein binding; zinc ion binding; DNA binding
Source: RefSeq, a predicted model, not a curated record